CGCUUGGUGGAGGCGAGAGGGAGGCAGAGUAGGGCGACGGCGGGGAAAGGGAGGACUGCCGGCGGGGAGCCACCGAGGGAAACAGGGAUGUACAGUAAACACAGGCAGAAAAAUGCCCAAAUAUCACCGGCAAAAAAUGGACGUUUGCUGUUUUUGCUUUUUCUUCUGCUGAACGGCCAACUGGAAAGAGCCAGUGGAGAGACAGGAGAACAAGGGCUGCCCGCGGGAAGGACGGUGACAGCACAGUGGGUUUCUCAAGGUCGAAGCAGGAGGGCGGCACAGAACAAGACACAGGACCAGUAUCCAGCCAGAGGGGAAAUCGUGCUCUCAUCCAGUGACCUCCAGCUGGUGCUACAAGUACAACUUAAUCAUGAGCUUUUGGGCCCAGAGUUUACAGAGACAUACUACAACAAAGAUGGACAGCCUGUGACAGUGACCAAUCACAAUUACACCAAUCACUGCUUCUACCACGGCCAUGUCAGAGGACAUCCAGAAUCCUGGGUGGCUCUCAGCACCUGUUCAGGAGUCAGGGGCCUGAUUUCAUUCAGCUCUAGUGACAUCUACUACCUGGAGCCAAUUAACGGUGUGAAUUCUUCCCACCAUUCACUGUUGAGUGCCAAGGAACUGCAAAUUCAAGGUGGAAGCUGUGGCCAUGGCCAUCACACCGCACAAACCAGCCUCAUCUCAGACCUGGUGGUACCGCUUCACUCAAGGGUUAAGAGAAAUACCUUGGGUACGACUAAGUACAUGGAGCUUUACAUCGUGGCAGACAGCACACUGUUCAAACGACAGGACAGGAACUAUGAAAAGACCAAGGCAAGGAUAAUGGAAAUUGCCAAUUAUGUGGAUAAGUUCUACAGGGCUCUAAACAUCCGUGUGCCUCUCAUUGGCCUGGAGGUUUGGACUGACAGAGAUCAGUGUAUCAUCUCAGAAGAACCAAACGCCACCCUCUGGUCUUUCCUCCAGUGGAGGCAGAAGCUCAAAUCUCGUAAAAAGCACGACAACGCCCAGCUGCUGACGUAAGAAACACAAAGUUACUCCCCAGCUUCAGCAGCCUUGAAACAAGGGAGAACAUGAUGGAGCCCUUGCUAAAAAUACACACAUACUGUUACUGAAGUUGAUCUAACGAGGAAGACAAAUCUAAUCUCACUCUAGCAAAUCUAAUGUUAAUUUGCUCCAAAUUUAAAUGAAAAUUACUUGAUUUUCUUUACUCACAGAUUAACUGAUUGUGUCAGUUAUUUAAAGGUUUUAACUGCAAAGCUCAAUUUUCUACUUUUAAAAACUCUUUCACUUCAUGAGCAAAUUGUGAGAAUUUGGUUUUGCUGUGUGUUAAUUUAGUUUCUUGUCUGCCCCAAUUGCUCCCAGCUGUGUCUCGUGUUCCCCGAUUCCCCUUAAGUGUGUUUAAUCCCACCUGUAUCUGUGUUUCCCCUUCAGAUUCUUAUCUUAGCUGUCUUACGUCGUGUUGUGUUAAGUUUUCCAGUGCUACCAGUGUCUGAGUUUCUAGCUUCAGUGCUCACAUGUUCUGCCUGGACUUUUGUACUAUCUGGCUAUCUUUGUUAAUCAUCAUACUCAGUUGCUGCUUCUAUGUGGCACCCAAGUGGUAGUAUUGAUCUAAGUAAACCUGAAGCAGAAUAGGACAGCAAUGCCACCUAGUUAACCUAGGAAUAAAACCAAAGUAAUAUCAGGUGUGAGCAGGGCUUUAAAAAUGAGCCAGGUAAAGUUGACAAUGUUACAAACAAGGCACUAAAAAUGCAGGGACAAUGUCACAGAGUCAAUAACAAAACAGAGUAAUAGCUAAGGUGUGGGGGGGAGGGGCAUGCAGGGGGGCAUGAUCCUCUCGCCAGCGCUCAAUCCUCCGCAGCCACCAGCAGGAUAAACCCCAGCAAUGAUCCAGCCGCUUUGUCCUCUACAGCGACCGCCAGUCCUGUCGACCUGCCAAUCAGCUCGUUCCAACUUGUUCUACCUUUGUUCCAACUGCUGCCCCCUGCGCCCUUGAUCUGUCCGGCCCCUCUCUCCUUCUCAAUGCUCAGAUACCCUUUUUAUUCCUCCGAUUUCCUUGAUGGUACGCUGCCCAACUAAUAGGGAACACCUGUGCCAGCCAAAGUGGGCGUCUCCGGCAGGCUGUGGGUGGUAACGCCAGCCUCAAAGGCAAAACACAAAAAGUCAAGGAAAACAUGCAACACAGCAAACCAAAAAUAAACCCAAAAUAAAUAUAACAGCAAAUGUGAGUAACUUCAAAAUAUCACAGCAAA
Poecilia latipinna (sailfin molly) is the source of this 2252-nucleotide messenger RNA. Its product is annotated as disintegrin and metalloproteinase domain-containing protein 33-like. Gene Ontology annotation, molecular function: metalloendopeptidase activity. Bases 88 to 1023 code for a protein of 311 amino acids. Gene Ontology annotation, biological process: proteolysis. NCBI's taxonomy places the organism in Eukaryota, Metazoa, Chordata, Actinopteri, Cyprinodontiformes, Poeciliidae. The record is from RefSeq and is a predicted model, not a curated record. The transcript has 9 exons.